This is a messenger RNA of Physcomitrium patens, 3648 nucleotides long. NCBI's taxonomy places the organism in Eukaryota, Viridiplantae, Streptophyta, Bryopsida, Funariales, Funariaceae. The record is from RefSeq and is a predicted model, not a curated record.
AGCUCACAAGAAUAUAGUUUAGUUUCUUUUAUACAUGUGCUAAUGUUUAAUGUCCAUAUCUUUUGUAGGUAAUAAGGUGAUUUCUUACUUAUAAUUUUGAACUAUUUAUAAGAUAAUUUGUGGAUUCUUUUCUAAAGUAUGGUUGGAUUGGAGCAUAUUGUUAGUGCUUCCCAAUUAUCUCUACUAAAUGUUCUUGGUGUGGGUAAUGCUCUUUCCACAAUAAUUUCAAUGUGUUUUGAUUUUAGAAUUGUUUUAGUUCUAUGGUUAUAUGGCUGCAACAUUUGCUUUCUUGUAGUAUCAUACAUCCAUUAUACAAUAAUCUUUUGGUUUACUAUGGGAUAAUGUGUGUUAGUUUUAUUAUAUCAUUUUGGUUGUUGCAAGUGCCAUAUGAUUUGAAGUAGGUCCAUUGAAACUUAAUACGUGCAGCUUUGACUCUUGAUGCUAUUAAAUCAAGCAAGUAUUUACAACUGCAAUUGUAUUUAGAAAUUGCAACUAAGUGUUUAAAAAAAGUGAAAGAGUUGACCUCCUUAGAAGAUAGAACAAACUCACUUAAAUUCAACAAGGAGCAAUGUGAAUAUUUAGUUGGUAAACUCGAGUCUACUAUGGAGAGUGCUUAUAGAUUCUUCCAUGCUAUAUACCAACAAAUAAAUGUUUCAUCUAUAGUUUUGGACUCCUUGUUGCAAAGACAAAAGAAAGUGAAAGCUACAUUCAAGGUUGUUGUCAAAAUGCAUGGAUUGAAGUAGCCACGGUAUUGACAAAUGUGUCAGAGCAUAUUUCAUCAAUAAGCUUUAAUUUUGGAAUUGUGUAGACUUGUCUUUUCUAAUUGUGAUUGGAAAGUACCCCCAUGCAAAUCGUGGAUAGAAUUUAUUGAGAAAAUAGAAAAGAUCAAUAAUAUUGAAGUUGAUUGUGUUUACAAGAGAGUCUUUGAAGAUGAAGAAGCUUUGCGAAAGAAAGUGGUCUUGGAAUUGAAAUCAUUGUAUGGCAAGGAACAUGAGUUGGCUUGUUUUUUGCUUGAAAGACUAGAAAGACUUAAAAGUACAUCAAGCAUCUUUUUAUAAAAGCUAUUCAAGAGAUUAUAUAGUAACGUGCAAGAACUCAACCGAAUAGGUAAAGGUGCAUUUGCUACUCUUUUCAAAGUAAAUUGGUUGGAGAUGGAAGUUGCGAAAAAGAUAUUUUUUGGAUCAAAUAAUGAAUAUUUUAAAUUAGAAGUGUUAGCUUUACCAGGGAUGUUUCAUGCAACUAUAAUGUUUUUAUUUCAUUGUACUUCAAGCAACCAUGGAUAUUCCAUUAUUAUAGAGUUGAUGGUAAAAGAUGUUAUAUCUUUAAUGUGGAGAAGGAAGCAAAAACUUGACAUUGAUGUUCCUUUCUUGAAUUUUGUAGCAAUUGACAUCAUUCUUCAACUUUCAGAAGGUAUGCUUUAUCUUCACUCAAAGGAUAUUGUACACAAAGACUUAAAACUAGACAAUAUUUUGGUGAAAGUAACAGACGAGGAAAACGGAUAUGUACAUUUCAAAUUAGUAGAUUUUGGAUUGUCCAAGACCAAAAAAAGUUGUUGUUCUACUCAAAUAUUCAAUAUAGAUACUUCUUAUUAUAUGGCUCCAGAAGUAAUUGAAUUUGAUGAAAAAGAAAGUAAAAAUCAUAUAAUUUCAAGUGCAAACAUACAAAAGUAUCCUCAAAAAAGUGAUUUGUAUAAUUUUGGUAUGAUGUAUUUGAAAUAUUGAUUGGAGAUGUUCUUUUUUCAAAUUUAAAACCAAAAGAAGCAAAAAAAGAAGUAAAGAGUGAUGAAUGUCCAACUCUACUUGAUCAUUGUCCAUCAAUUUUAGAGACUAUGAUAAAAGAUUGUUGGAAAUUCAACCCAAAAGAUCGACCAACUUUUUUGGAAAUUUGUAAAUUGUUGAGGUGUACUAAAUAUUUAUUUAUGACAUCAUGCUCAAGCUUGAUUAUAUUACCAAAUGGAUUGAAUAAUGUCACAUCUUUGACUACCUUCGAUUUAAGUCAAUGUUCUAGUUUGACAUUAUUGCCAAAUGAAUUAGAUAACUUUACAUAUUUAAUAAACUUAGAGACAAGUGGAUGGUCAAGCUUCAUAUUAUCGCUUCAUAAAUUAGGCAAUCUCACAUCUUUGACUACCUUAGAUAUGAAAAGGUGUUCAAGCUUGACAUCAUUGCCAAAUGAAUUAGGUAAUAUUAUAUCUUUGAUUACUUUAAAUAUAGAGGGGUGUUCAAGUUUGACAUCAUUGUCAAAUAAAUUGACCAACCUCACAUCUUUAAUUAUAUUAAAUAUUAGUGAAUGCUCAAACUUGAUAUCAUUGCCUAAAGAAUUAGGCAAUCUCACAUCUUUGACUAUCUUAGAUAUGAGUGGGUGCUCAAACUUGACAUCAUUGCCAAAUGAAUUGGGUAAUCUCACAUCUUUGACUACCUUGGACAUGAAUAGAUGCUCAUACUUGAUAUCAUUGCCAAGUGAAUUAGGCAACCUUGUAUCUUUGACUAUAUUAAAUAUAAGUGAGUGCUCAAGCUUGACAUCAUUGCAAAAUGAAUUGUGCAAUCUCACAUCUUUGAUUACCUUCGACAUGAAUAGAUGCUCAAGCUUGACAUCAUUGUCAAAUAAAUUAAGCAACUUUAUAUCUUUGACUACGUUAAAUAUAAGUGAGUGCUCAAGCUUGAUAUCAUUCUUAAAUGCAUUGAGCAACUUCACAUCUUUGACUACCUUAGACAUAAGUGGAUGCUCGUUUUUGAUAUCAUUGCCAAAUGAAUUGGAUAACCUCACAUCUUUGAUUACCUUAAAUAUAGAGAGGUGCUCAAGCUUGACAUCAUUACCAAAUGAAUUGUGCAACCUUACAUCUUUCACUAUCUUGAAUAUAAGUCAGUAUCUAAGCUUGCCAUCAUUGCCACAUGAAUUGGGCAAUAUUACAUCUUUGACUUCUUUAAAUGUAAGUGAAUGCUCAAGCUUGAUAUCAUUGCCAAAUGAAUUAGACAACUUCACAUCUUUGACUAUCUUUUAUAUUAGCAAGUAUUUAAGAUUGAUAUUAUUGCCAAAUAUAUUAUACAACCUCAUAACUUUGACAACCUUAAAUAUAAGAGGUACCAUCACUUGACAUCAUUGCCAAAUAAAUUGAGCAACUUUACAUCUUUUACUUACUUAAACAUGAGUAAAUGCUUCAGCUUGACAUCAUUGCCAAGAAAAUCAUGCAAUCUUACAACUUUGAUUAUUUAAAAUAUACAAGGAUGUUCAAGCUUGACAUCAUUCUUAUAUAAAUUGGACAACUUCAUAUCUUUGACUACCUUGGACAUAAGUGGGUACUCAAGUUUGACAUCAUUGCUAAAUGCAUUAAGCAAUUUCACAUCUUUUACUAUCUUGGACAGAAGUGGGUGCUCAAGUUUGACAUCAUUGCCAUAUUAAUUAAACAACCUCAUAUCUUUGACUAUCUUUUAUAAUAGUAGAUGCUCAAGCUUGAGAUCCUUGCUAAAUGAAUUGAGCAACCUCACAUCUUUGACUACCUUAGGUACAAGUAGGUACUCAAGCUUGACAUCAUUGUUAUAAGAAUUGAGCAACCUCAUAUCUUUAGCUAGCUUAAAUAUAAAUAAAUAUUCAAUAUUGACAUUAUUGCUAAAACAAUUAAACAACCUUACAUCUUUGACUACCAUAAAUAUA